AUGCAGAACUGUUGGAGCGUCCCUGGUCGUCUUCCCGGCCUGAAUCCGUCGUCCGUUGCAGCUAGCGAAGUUCCUGACCCUCCCCUAAUCCCGCCUGACCCUCCAGAUCCAUCUUCACCACUAUCUCCCCAAAGCUUCCCUCCCUUAUCCGCUUCCAAAACUACUCCCGCAACUGGUACCGUACCCUCAUCUUCUCGCAAGAAGCAGGGUCCUAAAACUACAGGAGCUGUUGCAAGCCCUGACUCCACUACCUCAGCUCCAAAAUCUCCUUCUCUGGAAACAGCAAAGGUGAAAGAAGUGAUUCAAAAUUCUGGAUCUGAGCCUACUAAAACUGUUCAUGAACAGUACCCUACUGCUAACCAAGCCAUCAAACCCUUACUUUCCACAGACCCAAACCCUCCUCAGUCAGAAACAACUCCCAUGGCAAUAGACCCCCAACCCUCUACUGCUUCUGAGGGCCUUCCCUCCUCUCAGUUGCAGGAUUUGCCUUCACCCACACCUGAAACUAGUCACCAAAAAGAGCCUGUAACCCCUACUGUUAACAAAGCCCCUUCUCUGGUUGAACGAAUUAGAGCCUCAGAAAACAAAACUCUGCGCAUACUUGCUCUUGUGGCUUUUGCUGCAUCAGGAAGACCAAGAAUCACGAUCCCUGACUCGGUCUUUCAAAAAGGAGCAGAAAUUCACAAGGACUUCGUCAUUUGUUACUUCAAUGGUAAAGCCCCACCAUUUAGUCAAAUUCAGAGUGUGUUUAACUACAUGUGGGGAAAAGGAAAGCCACUGGAGAUACACAACAACCCGCUAAAUCGUUCUACUCUGGUCCGAAUUCCCAGUGAUUACCUGAGGCAGAAGAUCCUGGAUAAGAACAUUUGGUAUGUGGGAGACUCUAUGUUCCACACAGCCCUUUGGUCCUCAGUGCACUCGCGAUCAACUCCCCCGCUCAAAGCUAUCAAGAUAUGGGCACACUUCCACGACAUCCCCCUGGACCUGAGACAUGAAGAAGGUUACAGUCUAAUUGGAGGACUUGUAGGGGAACCAAAAGAGGUGGAUGAGUUCACCAAAAACCUUGUAAGCCUUACCAUAUCGCAUAUAAAGGUUGAGGUCGAUCUCACUAUUCCUCUUCCAUCGGUUGUGGAGUUCGAAAGAGAGAAUGGUGAUGUGGUGGAGGUCCUGGUCACCUACCCUUGGGUCCCUCCAACAUGCUCUCAUUGCCAUGAAUUGGGUCAUAUAGUGCGAAAUUGUCUGCUCUAUACUCCCCCUCCUGGUGAUGAUCCUACUGCCCAGAAAAAAGUUUAUGUUGCAAAAACUCCUGCAAAGAAAAAGAAAAAUAAUCAACAGCAGCAGAGCAAUUCUGGUGAUUCUACUCCUAAUCAGAGGACUGCUGUUCCAAAACCCAUCCCUCCCAUCUCCUCUACCCCCAUCCCUCCCAUUCCUUCUUCUCCCAUCCCUCCCCCAUCUGAGAUCCAAUCUAACUCCCUUGCUCCUCCUCCAAGCCACAAUUCAUCCCUUCAACCUUUAAAGCCCCCAUUAAACCAUCUUACUACCCAACCGUCGCCCAACCUUCCUCCUUCUUUCUCAACCCCCACCCAUACUAAAAGGCCUUCCCUGAAAAGAUCUCGUUCCUCUCCUACCUUAUCCCCUCCCCCCUGUUCAGAGAAUCAAAACCCUUUUGCCCGUCCUAUUUCUCUUCACCCUCCCAUUUCUGGCUCUCUCCCUCUAUCUAAUAUCCUAUCAUCUAACCCCUUUUCUCCUCUUUUGCUAAACACUAUCCCUGCUUCUUUCGUUCCUGAAUCACAUAUCAAAGAGCCCUCUCUAAGCCCUAUCUUGUCCUCACUCUGUCCUAAUUGGUGUUUUUCCUCAAAUCACUUAUCUGAUCCUGAUGGUCGAAUUAUCCUAAUCUGGAGAGCUUCCCUAAAAGUCACUAUCCUAUGCCAAAGCCGCCAAAGCAUAACUUGUAAGAUUGAUUUCCCUAAUCACCAGCCGAUCCACUACACGGCUGUCUAUGCAUCUAACUUGAGUGCAGACAGAAUUGAUCUUUGGGCAGAGCUUAUCAAUCUACAAGCUAGUUUGGAUAUGGAUACGACUAACUGGAUACUAGGAGGAGAUCUAAACCAAAUCAGUCACCCGUCUGAGCACUCUGACCCAUCAGUCACGGGGCUCGAUAACCAAAUGUAUCUGAUGCGUGACAGUAUGAUUCAGAUGGGAUUAUUUGAUCUCCGAUUCAUUGGGACUAAUCACACUUGGAGUAACAGCUGCCCUUCCCACCCCAUCACUAAAAAGCUAGACAGAUUGAUGGUCAACUCAAACUCCAUAUCAGCUUUCCCCCAUGCCUUAGCCACUUUCCUACCACCUAUAUUCUCUGACCACUCACCCUGUAUCCUAGACCUUGCCUUUAAGUUACCCUCAGCUGGUUCUAAGCCUUUUAAAUUUCCCAACUACCUUAUUAAGCACCCGAACUUCGCUCAGCUAAUACAGGAAGCUUGGAUUCACGCUGGGAACACUUGUCAAACGCUCACUCAACUCUUCUGGAAACUAAAAAUGAUAAAGAGUGACCUAAAGCUCCUGAUCAGUAAUAACUAUUCAAAAAUUCAGGGGAGAGUGAUAGAGACUAACCGGUUGCUUCAACUUGCGCAGGUGCAGGCUCUGCAGAACCCAUCGACGGCUACAUUCCAAGCGGAAAGAGAACUUCAUGAGAAGUGGCAUUUCCUGCGGGUGAUAGAGGAAAUAUACUUCAGACAAAAGUCGCGUAUCAACUGGUUAAAGGAGGGGGACCUGAACACCACUUACUUCUUUCGGAUUUGCCAGACUCGAGCAAGCUACAAUGCGAUAAGAGCCUUCCUUGCGAUCAAUGGACAAUGGAUUACAGACCCGGAGUGUAUGAGUCGGCAUGCGGUGUAUCACUUCCAGUCAGUCUUGGGGCCUCUAAACUACUAUCCUCCUGCGAUUUCCACCCACCCCCAAUGGUUUCAGGAACUUAUAAACUUCUCGCCUUCACAAGAACAAGUGACUACGCUACUCUCUCUCCCUACCUCUGAAGAGAUAAAGUCAUGCCUGUUCAGAUUAAACGCCAAUAAGGCGCCUGGCCCUGACGGGUUAACCUCUGCCUUCUUCAAAGCGUCGUGGGACUCAGUGGGGAAUGAAGUGCUGGUGUCUAUAAAGAACUUCUUCGCUUCUAUCUUCCUGCCUGCAACAUCAAAUGCCACAAUACUUACGCUAUUAGUGGAAAAUACUACUCUAGCAGGAGAACUGAUUAAUGGUUAUCACAAGAACUCAGGGCAGAAGUGUAUUACCAUCAAAGUGGAUAUAGCGAAGGCGUUUGACACCCUCUCUUGGGAGUUUCUGUUUUCAUGCCUCCAGGGACUUCAGUUGCCUUCUCGAUUCAUCAGACUUCUCAAAGCAUGUGUCUGCACUCCAUCCUACAUGAUAGGCUAUAAUGGAUCAGUUCAUGGCUAUUUCAAAGGGAAACGUGGGUUGCGACAGGGAGACCCUCUAUCCCCCUAUCUAUUUGUAAUAGCUAUGAAUUGUCUAUCUCAUAUGUUCAAUCAGGCUGCAAGGGAAAAUAGACUAAACUACCACAGGAAUUGUGCCCCAACGAAACUUACCCACCUCUCUUUUGCUGAUGAUCUUUUGAUCUUUAUAGAUGGUUCAAUCCAGUCUGUUCAGCAAGUACUGCAGGUGCUAAGUGAAUUUGAGAAAAGGUCUGGUCUGGCGGUGAGCAUGCAAAAGACGAGUUUCUUUGUGUCUGGCCUCUCCUCUGAAGAAACUGACACCAUCCAAGCUUCAACUGGCAUGUGUCUAGGAUCCCUCCCCUUCCGCUACUUGGGUGUUCCACUGAACUCAAAGAAACUAUCAUUGACGAACUGUGAGCCACUCCUGCAUCAAAUUAAAUCGCGAUUUUCCUCUUGGUCAGUCAAGUCACUAUCAUUCUCUGGUAGACUUCUACUUAUUAAGACGGUUAUCUCGGGCAUAACUACCUUCUGGUGCUCUGCAUUCAUCCUCCCGAAAGCUUGUAUAAAUCGCAUCAGUUCGCUCUGUAGUAUCUUCCUGUGGAAGGGAAAUAUUGAAGGUCACAACUCAGCGAGGGUCUCUUGGGAAACCCUUGUACUAACAAAAAGGCAAGGUGGACUGGGUAUCAAAGACUUGCUAACCUGGAACAAGGCAUGCUCUCUGCGUCUGGUUUGGUUGUUAUUUUUCAGGCCUGAUUCGGUUUGGGUCCAAUGGUUCAAGGAGGUCAUACUCAAAGGCGAGCUAAGCAACUACUGGACUACACCACCGCGUCAAUCUUACUCAUGGCUUGUCAAUAAAUUGCUAAAGCUUAAGCAGACGGUCUUCCCUCUGUUAAAGUUGAUGCUUCAGAAUGGAGAAUCGGCCCGGUUCUGGAGUGACAAUUGGUCACUGUUUGGUGAUCUGAAUGCAUACUUGUCAGGUUCUCGCUCUGGUUUGGGAAUCCCUCGUACUGCUACGGUUGCAUCGCUCUGUAGGAAUGGAGUCUGGCGGCUUCCUCCUGCACGCUCUGAGCAGCAACUCUCUCUCUACACCUACAUCACCACAAUAGAACUUCAGCCUAAUCAGGACUACUACAUUUGGGAGAUAAAUGGACAGAGGUCAGAGAGCUUCAAAACUGGUAUCCUGUAUGACUACCUUAGGGAACCGAAACCAGAUGUACCUUGGAGCACUGCUGUAUGGUUCUCUAGAGCUAUUCCACGACAAGCAUUCCAUGUGUGGCUGGUGAUCCAGGAUAGAAUUCCUACAAGAGACCGUUUACGUCGCUGGGGAAUUCAAGUGGAUGAUCGAUGCUUACUCUGUAAUGCAGCGCAAGAAUCAAGGAAUCACAUCUACUUUGAGUGCAACUACAGUCAUGAUUUAUGGAGUAGAGUGGCGAAUCGCUUACGGCUCGUUCCGCAACGUGAUUGGGCAGACACGGUCAAUCAGAUGCUAUCUCUUCCUCCACCGGCAACGCAAAGGAAACUAACUCUCCUCGCCUGGCAAUCAACGAUGUACUGGCUUUGGCAUGAGAGGAAUGGUAGGCUCCACUCCAACACCUUCCGCUCUAAUGAACAGAUCUUCAAACUGUUGGAUGUGCAGAUGAGGAACAAACUACAAAGCUUCAGGACUGAAAAUCCGACUAGAUCUUCCACAAUGAUGCAGAGCUGGGUGCGAUUUGCCUGA
This is a messenger RNA of Raphanus sativus (radish), 5166 nucleotides long. RefSeq lists its product as uncharacterized. Bases 1 to 5166 code for a protein of 1721 amino acids. Lineage: Eukaryota; Viridiplantae; Streptophyta; Magnoliopsida; Brassicales; Brassicaceae. Gene Ontology annotation, molecular function: catalytic activity. The record is from RefSeq and is a predicted model, not a curated record. The transcript has 3 exons.